CUUUUGUUUCACGGAGGUUCAAUCCUUUCAAUAUACACAUUUUAAGGAGAUGUGGUGUACUUCGAGUUGACACGUUAUGUACGUGUCACCAGUGGAAUAUGUUGCGGUCCAUCGCUGCAUUCGUGAUGUGUAUUUUGUGUAUGCCAAUUGCUUUUUCCAAUAUGUGUGCAUCUUUAGGCUACCUGAACUACAGUAGCUAACUGUCUUGUACAAUUAUCUACACUGUCUGCAUGGUUCAAGUCAGGAUUCACAACUUGCUCGGUGUCUACUUCUAGAGUUCUCCAACACCAAAUGUAAACGGAAAAAUCAACCAGGUAAAGAUGUGGACCAAACUAGUUAUCUGUCGUUCUGAAACAAACAUGGGUGUGACAGCACAAGAAGGAUCCAGAAAGUUCAUCUACACAUUUUACAGGCUUUGACAAUAUAAAGGCUUCUGCACUCAUCUGUGGGAGCUACAGCAUGGGAAUCCUGCGAAUUCUUGUCAGCACUAUGGGUAGGAUCAGUACAUUCAGGUCCUAUCAGUUUGUUCUCCUUCUCGCUGCUGCACUGGCCGUCGUAGCAUUCUACUACUUUGGCUCAGAGAGACACGAUUUCUCAAGCACCACCAAGCGUAUUAAGCAGACCCAGGCCAGCCACAACACCAACCGUAACGAUGCAGACCUUUCCUUGGACACAAAGCUGCUUCAACCUGAAGAAGGGAAGGUGGUGGAGGCGAGGGGUGAGGAAGAGGACAAUGACAAAGGAUGGGCAAGGAGGUCUGACAGUGGUCCCAAGGUCACCCAGUAUUACCAUGCCCUCAUGAUGUUUACCAAAGUAGACAAGAGCCGGGGCCUUCAGGAGAAGUUCAGGGUGGCCAUGUUAUCAAUGGCAAAACACGGCCUCUUCCUGGAUGAAGAGGUUCUGGUCUUUCAUUUUGUAAGCGAUGCUGCCAGUCGAGAGCUCUGUGAGAGGAUGCUCCCGGAGCUGCUCAUCGAUGCAACAUUUCAGUAUGAGGUGGGGUUCCAUGAUGUGGCGGUCCUGACCCAAAAGCUCUUCCCCAUCGUGGAGGCCAUGCAGAAGCACUUCAGUGCUGGCUCCGGAGCCUACUACAGCGACGCCAUCUUCUUCCUGUCUGUGGCCAUGCACCACAUCAUGCCUCAAGAUCUGCAGCGCAUUGUGCAGCUGGACCUGGAUGUGAAGUACCGGAGCAACAUCAGAGAGCUGUUCCUUCAGUUUGAGCGCUUCCCUCCUGGAGCUGUGAUCGGCAUCGCCCGGGAAAUGCAGCCGGUGUACAGACACACGUUUUGGCAGUACCGCAAGGAGAACCCCCAGUCCCACGUUGGUGAUCCUCCUCCAGAUGGCCUGCCGGGCUUCAACAGUGGCGUGAUGCUGCUGAACCUGCAGGCCAUGAGGACCUCUGCCCUCUACAACCAGCUCCUGGAGCCCAGUAAUGUGGCCCAGCUUGCGGACCAGUACCACUUCAGGGGCCACCUGGGCGACCAGGACUUCUUCACCAUGAUUGGCAUGGAGCACCCGGGGCUAUUCUAUGAGCUGGCCUGCGGCUGGAACCGGCAGCUUUGCACCUGGUGGAGGGAGCAUGGAUAUGGGGACGUCUUCCAGCUGUACUACCACUGUGAAGGGCCUGUACAUAUAUACCAUGGAAACUGUAACACGCCUAUACCUGACGAUUGAGUUGGGACCUUGUAAGGUGUUUCCUUAAACUCUGGGUGUGGACCUUCUGAUAGGUUGUCUCAACAUAUUGGCAUCUGCAGAUUAAUAUAUUGUCUUGUGCAACCCAACCGGUUCACAACCAUCUGCGAAAAAUGACUUUUGUUUUUACCAAAAAGAACUACCGAUCUCACUCCUGCCCCCUGCUGGACAGGUGUGCAAUACAGACAGCAGAAGACAUCUUGUCACCACGUUAAUGUCAUGUAGGUAGCUUGUGAUGAUAAAGGGAUCUUGCUGGUGAAAAUGGCCCAUUGGCUGAGUGCCAUAAUUCUCAGUUCAGCUAUUGGGGACAUGAAACAUUCCUGACACCAUUUUAAUUGCAGGACAUAAGAGAAUUGAAAGCGUGCUUAAGAGAGAGAAGACAGUUACUAACAAAAUGGCUCUGCAUAGAAUAUUCCAGGCGAACUGUAAAUCAUAAACUAUAAGUCGUAAUAUAUGAGAAAACAAGCUGUUCAGUGUGAGGGAAAGUAUUGGGUCAUUCACACAAAACAAAAGUCAUAGUUCAGUUCAAUUUUGUUCCCCAAAAUGUCCUCUUCAAUCACUGAGAUCAGGAUUUGUGCUUAUGAGACCAAUAAUGUCCAAUAAAUAUUAUAGUUGAAUGUAAAAUAGUAAAUUAGUUUGUCAUUGUUAUGUUUCAUGGACAAUCUAUAGCAACAUUUUGUUUUUCUGAAUUAACAAAUCAUAGAAACACAGUUAGGCAAAGAGAAAUUCGAAUGAAAAUGUACAAAACUCUAGGUGCAAUAACAUGUAUUUAUAAUAUGUCACUUUACCCAAAAAAACUGACAUAUUUCUCAGACUGACAGUUGAUAUUUGCUGUGACAUCAUGGCUGUGUGAAAUCUGCUACAGCCAUGGUGAAACUGUUUUUCACAGUGAUCACCAAUGUGUGUUGAAUGUCUCCAUUCACUUCCCUCUCAUCACACUCUUAGACUUGAGGCAAAGAAAGGAUUAAUAAUCAGUGCCCAUCUACUCCUGCCCUGCCCACAUUCUCUGGGGGCUAUUCAUUUAUAAAACUGCACUCUUUUGGCAGGCAGAGUGGGCGGUCAGUCCUCUGGCACCCACUGGGACCCCUCGCUGAGUCCCUAAUGGAGAGAGAAGAGGGCUAGGGGAUGAACAUGGUGGCGGGGCGGGGCGGGGCGGAGCGGGUGGAAGGACGAAGGAGAGGGAUGACGAGGGAUGAGGAGGGCUGAUACGAUGUGGCUACAGAGGCUCUCACGCACUUACAGAUUGUUGUGUGGGAUGCAGUUGUUGACGUGACUCUACAUACUGGCCUGGUUCUGUGUCGGUGUCUGUUUUUUGGAAGCUGACGUUAACACAUUCUACUAAGCACGCACGCACACACACACACACACACACAUUACAGUGCAAAACAUUUAUGGGAGCUAAGAGGAAAAAGAUUGGAUACACAAACAACACGUCUGUUCAGUAUUACACUGGUUGUCUGUUAAUGUUACACAGAUAGUCUGACAAUAUUGUACAGAUGUCUGUUGAAUGUGUCCAUUAACUAGGCCAUAGGUGUGGUAAUGUUCCACUUUGUGAUCAAGACGAUCAUCAGCUUUCAUUGAUCCAUUCAUAUUUCCAGUGUGAUUAAAUAAUGAAUGUAAUGGCAUGCUGAUGAGGUUACUCUUAUCGGAUGUGGUCUAUUAACCAUCUCAUUUGUGUAUUCCUUGGUAGCCUAUAGAGGAAACUUGUUGAACUCUGCAGUCAGCCUGUGGGGAGAAGGGAAUUCUACUGGUCUGACUGUUGUGUUGCCUCCAGCAAGGACAGGACACUCUAGACCAGAGGUCUGGAACCGGUUCCACGGAGGGCCGAGUGUCUGCAAGUUCUCUCUCUCACCUUGUACUUAAUUGACUAAUUAGGUCACUA
Messenger RNA from Esox lucius (northern pike), 3571 nucleotides. It is a transcript of the gene xxylt1, whose product is annotated as xyloside xylosyltransferase 1. The record is from RefSeq and is a predicted model, not a curated record. The transcript is spliced from 5 exons. The coding region runs from base 460 to 1671 and encodes 403 amino acids. Lineage: Eukaryota; Metazoa; Chordata; Actinopteri; Esociformes; Esocidae. Gene Ontology annotation, molecular function: UDP-xylosyltransferase activity.